Molecule: messenger RNA, 1584 nt
Organism: Aureobasidium uvarum
Lineage: Eukaryota; Fungi; Ascomycota; Dothideomycetes; Dothideales; Saccotheciaceae
Source: the annotation of a GenBank genome assembly
AUGCUUUCCGAAGGCGCAAGAUUGAUCGGCGAGAGCGGCAAGAGCUAUCUCGCAGUCAGCCCACUGGGCCAGAGCAACGUCUGGACCGCUGUCGAACAGAGCAAGGAUCCAAACAAACCAGUCCAGGUGGUCGUCAUCAAAGAACCCGGCGAGGUCGAUACCCAACCAGGAUGGCCCAGUUUCCAGAAUGAGAUGGUCAUGCAUGAAGUCUUCAAGGACUCACCAGCCAUUAGACAGCAGGUUGACAGAAUCCCUCCCACCAAGGCCGGCGACCCUCCAAUGAUUGUCUUGGAGAUCACCGAAACCACUCUAUGGAUCGCACGCACGAAACGACCCAUGUCUCUUGCCGAAAUCAAGACUGUCGCCAAAGACGUCCUUGUAGGCCUGCGCGACGUGCAUGCUGCCGGCCUGGUCUACGCCGACCUCAAGCCUCAAAACAUCAUGGUCGACGGCUUCAACGCCGAGUCGGAAGAGAAGGACGACCAUCUCAAGGCGAAACUCGGUGACUUGGGUCUUGUCAUGGAACCCAUGAACGGCAAAGUCCAGCCCAUCACGUACCGUGCCCCCGAGGUCUACCUCAAAGGCGACAUUACCUCUCGAGUUGAUGUAUGGGGCUGGGCUCUUAUUUACUGCCAUCUGCUCGAGGCCCGCACCCGCUUCUCCAAGACCGGCCUCUACGACGAUCUCGACACCAAGAGCGGAGGCAUGGUCGAAAGAGAAGACGCUGUCAAAAGCGCGUUGAUGAACGACUACAAGCUACAAAACGACCCUGUGUACGGAAACGUCCCGCUACCCGCAAACGACCCAAGCAAACACAAAGGCGACCAGUGGGAACUUUUGCGCCAACGUGGUCUGGAAGAUGGAGAGGUUGAUUUCCUCAGAUGGGUCUUGAAGGCCGACCCCUAUCAGCGGCCGACUGUCAGCCAGAUCUUGGAGAGCGGAUGGCUAGACAGGAGUGCAGAAGAAGUGGAUGCUGGCUUCACUCCCCCAGAAUUCGAGCAUCUGGAGUACGAUCCCAAGCGUGCGACCCCAGACGAGUUCGCUGCACAAGAAAGACAAGAGGCCUCCAACAACGAGCAGGAUCAAGGCCAGUAUUUUCGCCAGCCCGUCCAGCAGACCAGACCUGUAAUGUCGGAGAAGCGUUUCCACAGCGCUGAAGACGAGGUACCUGUCAAGAAGAUGUACGUGCCUGACGACUCAUUGACGGCGCCGGCAGAGCAGCAGCAAGCAGGCCCUGCCUCUGCUGCCAUUCCUACCCAGCNNUUGCUCAGACGAGCCCAUGUGGGCUCCUACUUCCAGGAUACUGCGGCCCCUGUUUCACUUAGCGGCAAUGGCUCUACCCAGAGCACUAUGGAUGCUGCUCCAUUCAAGAGUAUGGACACGACUGAGACCAAAUCCAUCCCUACACCUUUCGCAAGCACCACUGAGAGUAAGGUGGUUCCAACUCAAUUCACGGAUGCCAACGCCAUCAGUGACGCCUCAGCACCUGUGCCGUUCAAGAACGUCACCGAGAGUAACCAGUCUACUACGCAGAGACCUCCCUUGAACACAACCAACACUGGCACCUUCCUAUCGUACAAUUAA